UCCCGCCGUCGCGGGCAGGGCGCCAAGGCGGCAGGAGGAGGGUGAGCGGUCAAUAGAUCUUCAGGAAGAGCGGCCUCCGGCUGUUUCCAUCGCUGAUAGAGCCUGCCUUUGGGUACGGUAUGAAGGGAGCCAGUUUCCAGGAGCCAGUUUCCAUGGUUACCCACCACUUGGCCUUCUGGGAUAUCAGUCACUCUGAACGGGGACCUAACUUGAACCAUGAAUCAGAAGCAAACACAGAAGAGAAAGGAUGCACAUCACAGGAAGGAGGAACUACUCCAACUUUUCCUAUUCAAAAACAAAGAAAAAAGCUUAUUCAAGCUGUGAGGGACAAUUCGUUCCUUAUUGUUACUGGAAAUACAGGAAGUGGUAAAACAACUCAACUCCCAAAAUAUCUGUAUGAAGCAGGGUUUUCACAACAUGGUAUGAUUGGUGUGACUCAACCACGAAAAGUAGCUGCUAUAUCAGUUGCUCAGAGGGUUGCUGAAGAAAUGAAAUGCACUUUGGGAUCCAAAGUAGGGUACCAAGUUCGUUUUGAUGAUUGCAGCUCUAAGGAAACCGCAAUCAAAUAUAUGACUGAUGGAUGUUUACUGAAACAUAUUCUGGGAGAUCCAAAUCUUACCAAGUUCAGUGUCAUCAUUUUAGAUGAAGCCCAUGAGAGAACUCUAACUACAGACAUCUUGUUUGGAUUAUUGAAGAAGUUAUUUCAGGAGAAGUCUCCUAAUAGGAAGGAACAUUUGAAGGUUGUGGUGAUGUCAGCAACCAUGGAAUUAGCCAAGCUCUCUGCAUUCUUUGGAAAUUGUCCAAUAUUUGAUAUACCUGGAAGGCUUUAUCCAGUCAGAGAAAAAUUCUGCAAUUUGAUUGGCCCACGGGACAGAGAAAAUACUGCAUAUAUUCAAGCGAUUGUGAAAGUGACCAUGGAUAUCCAUUUGAAUGAAAUGGCUGGAGACAUCUUGGUUUUUCUGACUGGUCAGUUUGAAAUUGAAAAAAGUUGUGAGUUACUUUUUCAGAUGGCAGAGUCUGUUGAUUAUGAUUAUGAUGUUCAAGAUACAACUCUGGAUGGUUUGUUAAUAUUGCCAUGUUAUGGAUCUAUGACAACAGAUCAACAGAGAAGAAUAUUUUUGCCACCUCCACCUGGAAUUAGAAAAUGUGUCAUAUCCACCAAUAUUUCUGCAACGUCUUUGACAAUAGAUGGAAUUAGAUAUGUGGUAGAUGGUGGCUUUGUGAAGCAGUUAAAUCACAAUCCCAGAUUAGGGUUGGACAUCCUGGAGGUGGUUCCAAUUUCAAAGAGUGAGGCGUUACAGCGAAGUGGCCGAGCUGGCAGGACUUCCUCAGGAAAAUGCUUUCGGAUCUACAGUAAAGAUUUUUGGAACCAGUGUAUGCCUGACCAUGUGAUCCCUGAGAUUAAGAGAACUAGUUUGACAUCUGUAGUUCUGACCUUAAAGUGCCUUGCCAUACAUGAUGUUAUAAGGUUUCCCUAUUUGGAUCCACCUAAUGAGAGACUCAUUUUGGAAGCUCUUAAACAACUUUACCAAUGUGAUGCUAUUGACAGGAGCGGCCAUGUGACCAGGUUGGGUUUGUCUAUGGUGGAAUUUCCUCUCCCUCCACAUCUGACAUGUGCAGUAAUAAAGGCUGCUUCUCUGGAUUGUGAAGAUCUACUACUUCCAAUAGCAGCAAUGUUGUCUGUGGAAAAUGUCUUCAUUAGACCGGUUGAUCCAGAGUAUCAGAAGGAAGCAGAACAAAGACAUCGAGAAUUGGCAGCUAAAGCUGGAGGAUUUAAUGACUUUGCAACUUUAGCUGUCAUCUUUGAACAGUGCAAAUCAAGUGGAGCUCCAGCUUCAUGGUGCCAAAAACACUGGAUUCACUGGAGAUGCUUAUUUUCUGCAUUUCGUGUUGAAGCUCAACUUCGAGAACUAAUCAGGAAGCUUAAACAGCAAAGUGAUUUCCCAAGAGAGACCUUUGAAGGCCCGAAACAUGAAGUACUACGAAGAUGUCUUUGUGCAGGCUAUUUCAAAAAUGUAGCUCGAAGAUCCGUUGGGAGAACAUUUUGCACCAUGGAUGGGCGUGGAAGCCCAGUUCACAUUCAUCCUUCCUCAGCACUUCAUGAACAAGAAACCAAACUCGAAUGGAUCAUUUUUCAUGAGGUAUUAGUUACCACGAAAGUCUACGCAAGAAUUGUGUGUCCAAUCCGUUAUGAAUGGGUGAGAGACUUGUUACCCAAGUUGCAUGAAUUUAAUGCACAUGAUUUGAGCAGUGUGGCCCGACGUGAAGUGAGAGAAGAUGCAAGAAGGAGAUGGACAAAUAAGGAAAACGUAAAGCAUCUAAAGGAUGGAAUCUCAAAAGAAGUCCUAAAGAAAAUGCAAAGAAGAAAUGAUGAUAAAUCCAUAUCAGAUGCACGUGCUCGUUUCCUUGAGCGAAAGCAGCAGAGGUCCCAGGAUCACAGUGACACACGGAAGGAAACAGGCUAAGCAGUGAACCCUGCAAUUCAGGAAGUAGGAAAAGCAGCCAGGAAAUGUGCUUCUACUUUGCCAUUUAUAUCAGACAGCAGUACCAAGAGGAAGUGGUCAGCAGCUGUUAUUAGCAUACAAGCUAAAAGCAAAUAAAAGUUCAUCAGUACCAAUAAAUGGAAUUUUCAAAGAAAACAUUGAGUUGCCAUUGUCAUAGGCAAUGAUAUAUGAAACCAAUGAAAGACAAUACAUGUGAUAUUUUCCUCACUUCAAUUUUGCUGGCCUUAACUGGUAUCAAAUGCUGUCAUUGAGAUAUUUUCAAAGAACAUUGAAUUGUAUUUAAUCAGCGUGUAUUCCAUUUGCAUUUGAAGCAUUAAAAAUUAUUUUCCUUAAA
Molecule: messenger RNA, 2838 nt
Organism: Mustela erminea (ermine)
Lineage: Eukaryota; Metazoa; Chordata; Mammalia; Carnivora; Mustelidae
Gene: DHX40
Product: DEAH-box helicase 40
Exons: 19
Coding region: 120-2465 (781 amino acids)
Cellular component (GO): intracellular anatomical structure
Molecular function (GO): ATP binding; RNA binding
Source: RefSeq, a predicted model, not a curated record